UGAGGUGCGCAACAUAAACAUUCUUUGAGGGGCGACUUGAAUUUUCAGGGUCGUUUCGAUGAAACUUUGUGGUGAGUUUUGGAAAUGAAAUGAAAUAAACUCCAAAGAUGUCAAGACCUUCGUUAUUUCAUAAAUCUUGUUGGAAUUUGAAAAUCUAGGCACACGAGAAAAUAUUUUGUUCGUUUGUGCAGUGGAUGUAUAAGUCAGCAUUGACUCAGCCGAACUGCCUGCAGGCGUGUGCACCACAUCGAACUUAGGCCGGUUGUUGCCGAUUUGCUGGUUUGAAGAGGCAUUUGGAACUUGCUCCGCAUACAAGAGUUCCGCUUUAGAGGUUUCGCUCUCAAAUCAUAGAAUGCAAACUUUUGUUGCUUUCGUUUAUGUGUGAAUGUCUGUUUAAAAACUGUCGAGUUCUACGGUCUGCGUCUGCUGAAAAUUAUUUUGAUUGUACUUGAAAUGAAACCAAUUUAUUCCGAUUGCUACUGAAGUCUUAAAUUCCAGAUUGAAAUGAUGUUUAUCACUGUUUCUACGUAAAGCAAGUUUAUUCGCUUCUUUUCAAAAGAGGAUCUGGUUCUUUGCAUUUACCCUGUAAAUCAAAGGUAGUCAAACAUGGAUUCUCCCGAAGCAGUCCUGCAGGACUUGCACAUGUUGCAAAGAAUGAUCGAUAUGAGGAUUACAUCACUUGAAGGUCUCCGGAGAGAAGAGUCUUCUGCUUCAAGUCUCAUACAGCACGAAAUAAGAACUGUUGAGGGAAAAUUGAUGAAACUGUUUUCUAAGCAGUUGUCCACAAUUUAUAAGAAUCAUGAUGCCUUGAGUUCAUCCAAAGAAGAUGUUUCAAAAUAUUCAAAAUUGGACCAAUUUCUACAAGUUGUUGAUGUAGAGUGUGAUGUUAAAGAGAAAAUCCUUGAAUCGUGUGACAGCCUUCCCGAUUUGUGUGCCCUGCCAGAUGAAAGAAUCAGACGCUUCUUCAAGGGUCUGAUUUUUGAUGAUGAUUAUGAUGAUGAUAAUGAUGACGAAGAUGAGGAUGAUGAGGAAGGUGAAAUCUUGACAGAAAGUCAAUACAGUGCUGCCAAACGGCUAACAGCUGCCUUGAAAAUUCUAAGAACAUAUUCAGAUCGUCUCAGAAAUGGAGAAAAAGCCAACGAUCUUGUUUGGGAAUCGUGGGGCACAACUGCCUCAGAAUCAGAUGGCCUCGGUCGAGAAAGUGAUAUCUAUGGAGGUGGUUAUGAUGAUGAAGUGAUACACAAAAACAAAGCACUUAGUCUGCCAAGUAGCAUGCGUUAUGGAAGCCUAUCGAUUCCUCCAAGUCCAGUACUUUUUGCAACAAAUGAUGUGUCAAUUACUAGAAGUAAAUCUGAUGAAGCAAAUAUAGGUCAGAGGGUGCAUUUGGAUAGCUGCAGUAGUAGUGGUAGUGGUCAUACGAUUGGAUCAACUGGCAAAGGACCAGGAUCAAAGCCCAGACCAUUGAAUUUGACAGUGACAAAUACGAAUGGGUUCGAGUCUUCAUCUAGGGAUUAUGACUGCCCAUCGAGCUCUCAUUCUGUUUCUCAGUCACCACGAACACCUACACGAUUACUUCCUCGCUAUGGAAUGGGGCAUUCAAUCAAGCAUUUGUUUUCUGCAAAAACCUUCUUAAUCUCACUGACAUGCGAAUACUGUCAUCGUUUGAUGUUCGUUGGUGUCAAAUGCAAAGAAUGCGGAUUUAAAUGUCACAAGAAAUGCUCUCGCAAAGCACCUCCGUCUUGUGGUCUCCCCCCUGCUUUAGAGAAAAUCUUUAUCGAUGCAUUGCGUGAUUCUGGUGGUGAUGCAUUCAAGUUUCACACCCUUCCUAACAUGAAAAGGACAGUAUCAGAUCCAUCCAGCAUCCUUCUCCAGGUCGACAAGGAUACCCCAAGACGCCUUACCCCCAAUCGUAGUCAUGGUGAUUUGGCCACCCAUGCAGUUGACCAGAGAAACAGGAUCUACAGUGACAAAUAUUACACCACCAGUAAUAUGUCUCAUUCUGGUGAUUCAUGCUCUACAACCUCGUCUGCAUCGUCUGAUCCAUCGUCUCCCGCAGUGACCGACUCACCUAGUGACACAGCAAAUAUGCAUAAUGUCCCAUACUACAUGACACCUUCAGCGACCAAUGAAAAUUUCUUUUUUCCAGGAGAUGACACUCCAGAGAUUGACUUGAUCAACAGCACAACAGAAACUGAAACAAGCACACUAACAGGAACAAUGAGAAGCAACAUGUCAAUGGAUACAAUGGUACAAACAGAAGGCAGUUCAUAUUCCAAGUCUAGCAGUGGUACAAAGAGCACUGAAUCGACAAUAUCCGAGACAGAUGAUUUUGCCAUUGAUAACUUAGACAGUCAGAUAUCGGAUAUAAUUCCACAUAGAAUCAGACCACGAGGGGAUGAGCCUUUAACAAAGGAAGAAAAAUUGGAUAUGCUUAUGAAUAUGCACGAACGUGGUAGUCUUAUGUCAGAAUGGGUAAUCCCCUUUUCUGACAUCGAGCUUGAAGAACUUAUCGGAAGAGGAAGGAUGGGAGAAGUCUACAAAGCGCGCUGGCAUGGCGAAGUAGCUGUAAAAAUCCUAUAUGUGGAAAACCCAAGCGAAAAAGAAAAAUCAGCAUUCAAGUACAAGGUACAAACAUUUAGAAAAACACGACAUGAAAAUCUAAUUCUUUUUAUGGGAGCUUGCAUGGAGCCUCCUACAUUGGCAAUAGUUACAAGCUUAUGCAAGGGCUUAACUCUACACCAACAUAUACACGAGCAAAACAAUACUUUUGACAAUAACAGGAUAAUCACAAUCAUUACUCAAGUAGCACAGGGAAUGGGCUACCUACACGCUCGAGGCAUUGUACACAAAGACUUAAAUUCAAAGAAUAUUUUCGUAGAGAAGCAUCGCAUCGUGAUUACUGACUUUGGUCUUCUUAAUGUAGCUGAUACAAGAUCCCCGCUUGAACGUCCUGGCUGGCUGUUGAUAAUGAGCAAUUGGUUAUGCUACCAAGCCCCGGAAAUCGUCCGGGCUUUAGAUCCUUUGCACCCGGGAACGGAGUUAGACUUGUACACAAAGGAAACGGAUGUCUAUGCCUUCGGAACUGUAUGGUAUGAGCUUCUUUCAAAAAGAUGGCCGUUUGACGACCAACCAGUUGAUGCAACAAUCUGGCAGAUUGGAAAAGGCUUCAAGCAGUCAUUGAGCAAACUUGAAGUUUCAAGAGAUGCCAAGGACAUUCUUUCCAUGUGCUGGGCCUACAACUCCGAAAACAGGCCGCAAUUUUUCAUGCUCACCAAAGCCUUUGAGAGACUACCUAAGAAGAAAUUGAUUCGAAGCCCUUCGCAGCCAAUGUACCCAAUGUCACGAUCAGCUGAUGCCCUUGUUUUAUUCUGAUGAUGCAGAUUUUCUUGUAGCAAUUUCAUGGCAAGGAAAACACGGCAAGCAGUGCUGCAUGGUUUGUCGCCUAUACAUAAACAUUUUAGAAAAGUAUGCAGCACAUAUGCGUUAUGCGAUAUUAAUUUUUUAUGCCAAUUCUACCAUAGCUUAUUUUCAUCAAAUCGUUCCACCAAGGGUUUCCGAAUAAGAUAAUGACCCUACCCUAAAAUGGGGCUCAUUGCAUAUUAUAUUGGUUUGUAAAAAGUAUGUAUGUCUUUAUAUAAAAUUAUAUGUAUGCAUAUUACUAGCAUUCGUCGAAAGUAAAGAAUUGUUAUUUUCCUGUAUAAUAAUGACAAUGGCAUGAAAGUAUUCACUGGUUUAGCGGAAUUGGUGUGUUGCUUCUAGUGCAGCAAUCCAUUUCAACGUUGGUGUACUUCCCAUAAUCACGUUGUGUUGCAGCUUCGUGUUUCGUUGAUGUAGCAUGUUCAGUUACGAUCAUCUUGUCGAAACGAUUCAUCGAAAUCAUCAUAUACUUUUGUUUUCGGGUACAUUUUCGUUUUCCGUGAGCUCCACAUAAUAAUUCUACUACAAAGUUAAUAUCUUUUGGACUGGGAACCAGUCGCACUGGAAAAUGCUGAUUUAGUUAAAUCUAAUUUGCUAUUAUAAACUAUUACACACAAUUACUGCAAAUUAUUUUUCAAUGAUUAUUUUUAUUCUACAUAUGCGUAAUCUAAUACAGACUCGUUGUUUGGGUAGAACUAGGAAUCGCAGAAAUAAUUGUAUCAAUAUGAGUAUAGUCCAAACAAUUAAAACAGACAUCGGAAACUUCCUUAGUAAUGUUCAGAAGAUUAACUUGCCUAAUUGUAGAAUUGGACAAAUUUUCCCUUCGUUUGCCUCUAAGUAUUAUGCAAUUUUGGGCGGAGAGGUUUAAGUUUUUGAAACAGUCUAUUGAUACUUACUUUUCCAUAUGAGUGUAGGCUUUUGUGGAACCACUGUUACAUAGCUUUUUCUAUAUAAGUCUGCUGUCUAUUUAAAGAAAGUCAACAAUUAUUUUUUGUAUUAUCGGUUGUUUACACACAUUUGAAUGUAAUAAAAGUAGAGGAAUAUAAACUGCAUGAA
Messenger RNA from Rhopilema esculentum, 4473 nucleotides. Its product is annotated as kinase suppressor of Ras 2. Gene Ontology annotation, molecular function: protein serine/threonine kinase activity; ATP binding. NCBI's taxonomy places the organism in Eukaryota, Metazoa, Cnidaria, Scyphozoa, Rhizostomeae, Rhizostomatidae. The record is from RefSeq and is a predicted model, not a curated record. Gene Ontology annotation, biological process: protein phosphorylation.